AUGCUUGCCUUCGCCCCCACCUCCUCGUUCGCCACGGCGAAGCCGUCCCUGGCGACGUCGUUCACGUCUGCCCCGGUCUGCCACCGCCGCGCCGCCACGCACACCGCCCCGACCAUGAUCCUACGCACGAGCCUGCGCAAGCCGGUGGGCAGCUCCUCCGCCUUCGUGGGCAUGGCCUCUGGCUUUGGCGGCGCGGCCGCCAUCCUGUCCAAGGCCGACACCUACAUGGCCCAGUCCAUCCUCAUGCAGUACUACAAGGUCGCCAACCCGGCCGGCGUCUACGGCGUCCAGUGCACCGAGGGCGGCUCCAAGCACAUGGCCGACUUCUCGCGCAUCCGCGCCCUCAACGCCCGCUUCCGCGCGCGCCAGGCCUCCAAGGCACAGGCCUACGCCCGCUUGUUCGAAAACAGGAAGAUGGCCAUCGUCAGCUCGCACGAAUGCCACCACGAGGAGACCCAGUUUUCGCAGUACGCAAACGUCGCCGCUAGCUACAACGUCUCCAGGGCAGAGGCCCUCGGAUCGUGCUCGCGCUACGCCACCCCGGAGACCGUCGAAGAGGCCGCCCUGCUGCGCUUCAUGGACAUUCAGCAGACCACCGCCGCAAACCCCUCGGGCGUGUAUAACGUCGCGUGCAACGAGGGCGCCGCAAAGUUCCAGGCGGAGGAUUGCCGUGUCGCCGCCCUCAAUGCCGCCUACCGCAACGGCCAGAAGUCUGCCGGAAAGCUUCUCCAGGAGAAGUAUGACCAGCGCAAGAAGGGCUAUGCCGCCACCCACGGAUGCAACUAUGAGGAGGGGCUUGUCAAUAACUACCCCGCUCUUGGCGCCACCUUCCGUCCCAAGACCUAUGGCUACUAGCCGCGUCGCUUGGCCAUGUUUCCGCGUCCAUCACCCGCUAAUGCAUCACCUGCUUUGUCCUUGCUUUAAUUUUGUGUAGAUGCUCGCACUACGAGUCGAUCAUCUUUGCUUCAGCCUCUUCCAUUUCGCAUAGCCUGUGAGGACCAGUAAAACAUGCCUGCGUGACAAUAUGGAAA
This is a messenger RNA of Chondrus crispus (carragheen), 1031 nucleotides long. Its product is annotated as Gamma 31 kDa subunit of phycoerythrin. NCBI's taxonomy places the organism in Eukaryota, Rhodophyta, Florideophyceae, Gigartinales, Gigartinaceae. The transcript has 2 exons. The coding region runs from base 1 to 855 and encodes 284 amino acids. The record is from RefSeq and is a predicted model, not a curated record.